GGCAUCCUCAUAUCCUUUGCAGAUAAAAAGGCUAUAAUAAAUUCACUAGGAGCGGCAUUUGCCAAGCACUGUACCACCACCAACUCCAGAGAAGCAAACGGACUGUGAUGCACUCAACAAUGGUUAUAGGCAGAAUAAAGUCCUAGGAAGCAGGUGAAGGCUGAAAUAUUUGCUCCAUCCAAGGAUGUCAAGACCCAAAGAGAGUAGCUCCUGGUUCCAAAAGAAAAGGGAAUCCCGGAAACUGGUGCUACUGGUGGUAUUUGUUGCCCUGCUGGUGGACAAUAUGCUAUUGACAGUUGUGGUGCCAAUCAUCCCUUCUUUCCUCUUUCACACUUACCAAACCCACAGCCACCCCGCUCUUCAUGCUGCUGUUCCAACAAUCCCUGGGGUCUCCUCCUCUGCCCCCUACACCCCAGUGUUCUCUUACUAUGAUAACACCACGGUGAUCAUCUCAGACUAUGCUGCUGAUGGUGCAGUAGAAAAUGCAAGCAAGACCGGAAGGAGGAAUGAAUCUCAUCUCCCUGUAACUGCUUUGCCACCAAGUAAUAGUUGCACUGAUGGAAAGGACUUUUUGUCUCACGAGAAUGUGCGAGUCGGACUGCUAUUUGCCUCCAAGGCCUUGAUGCAGAUCCUAGCCAACCCCAUUGUGGGACCCCUAACCAACAGGAUAGGAUACCAUAUUCCAAUGUUUUUCGGAUUUGUCAUCAUGUUCCUCUCCACACUCAUGUUUGCUUUCUCUAGUACCUACACCUUGCUCUUCAUGGCUCGAGCACUUCAAGGCAUUGGCUCUUCUUGUUCGUCUGUCGCAGGUCUGGGGAUGCUGGCAAGUGUGUACACCGAUGACAACGAGAGGGGAAAUGCUAUGGGCAUAGCAUUAGGGGGCCUGGCUUUGGGGGUGCUUGUUGGUGCUCCCUUUGGAAGUGUGAUGUACGAAUUUGUUGGAAAGUCAUCUCCCUUUCUGAUCUUGGCAUUCUUAGCCUUGUUGGAUGGAGCUUUACAGCUUUGCAUCCUGCAACCGUCAAAGAUUUCGGCAGAGACUACCAAAGGGACUCCUCUAUCCACCUUGCUGUGGGACCCCUACAUUCUGAUUGCAGCAGGGUCCAUCUGCUUUGCUAACAUGGGGGUCGCUAUGCUAGAAGCCACCUUGCCCAUUUGGAUGAUGCAAACCAUGUGUUCCCCAGAGUGGCAACUGGGGGUCGCUUUUCUGCCUGCCAGCGUGUCUUACCUGAUUGGCACCAACCUCUUUGGGAUCCUGGCUAACAAAAUGGGGAGGUGGCUUUGUUCACUGACUGGGAUGGUGGUAGUAGGGAUUAGUCUCUUCUGUAUCCCUCUAGCUCAAAAUAUCUAUGGACUUAUUGGACCCAACAGUGGGGUCGGUUUUGCUCUUGGCAUGGUGGAUUCCUCAAUGAUGCCUAUCAUGGGAUACUUGGUGGAUCUCCGGCACAACUCUGUCUACGGCAGCAUCUAUGCCAUUGCUGAUGUGGCCUUCUGCAUGGGCUUUGCUAUCGGUCCCUCUACAGGAGGCAUUCUUGUACAAGCCAUUGGCUUUCCUUGGCUAAUGGCCAUAAUUGCGGGGAUCAAUCUUGCCUACGCCCCUCUCUGCUGGUUCCUACGGAGCCCUCCAGCAAAAGAGGAAAAGAUGGCAAUUCUGAGCCAGGAGUGCCCCAUGCAGACCAAAAGCUACAUCGCCCAGAAGACUCUGCGGGAGUUUCCACUCACCGACAGCAGUAAUGAAGAAGCUGAGAGUGAGGAAUAGAAGGAGACUCCAUCAAAGGCCACAUUUUGGGGCCACGAAGGCUGGGCCACCACUGCUCUCCAAGGAGGCUUUCUUUGGGAGGGGGAUGUACUAAAAUGAAUGUCGGAGAAUAGCCAUUGGAAUGUACUGGCCAUUAGAAUUGUCGAUGGGCUCUAAAGAGUGGUAGAGUACCUACUGUGUGUGCAGAAAGCUCCAGGUUCAAUCCCUGGCAUCUCCAGGCCCAGCUGGGAAAGACCUUGGAGAGCUGCUGCCAGUCAGUGUAGACAAUACGGAACUAGAUGGCCCAGUGGUCUGACUCGUACAAGGUAGCUUCCUAUGUCCUGUGUUCCUAUGUAAUGAUCCUUGCUUUAAUACAUUUCAGCAGCCAUUCAGAGAGUAAGUAUAGCCAUUUGCAAGAAACCAGUGCAUUCUCGUGGUCAUUCUCUGUCAUUCGCUUUAGUUCAUAUCCUUUAGUGACCUGUGUGGAUCACUAAAACCUCUACAGUAUUGUGCUGAGAGUCAGGAGCCCUCAAUUUGUUCUAGCUUUAGCUCGUUUGCUCCUUCUGUUAUGCAAAAUCCAUUAGUAAUCUCUCCACAUUUUAGCUACAAAGAAGGAAGAUCUUGCCCAAAAACAAUUUCCUUUACUGGGCUACCCUUUGGAAUGAUAAGGCACAGUCUCAUAGAAGUGUGCUAUUUGGGGUAUGGAAAAUAUUUUUGGGCGGGUUCCAAUGACCACCGGCUGGGGAAAUUUUGGUAAAAUGUUAAGGAUGUGAGAGAGAGCAUGAACUCCUGGGGGCAUGAAGUCUGAACCAGCCCAAAUCCGGUUCCUGGGCUCUCUACCUGACAUGUUACUGAGAUUAUCUGACCAGCUUCCAGAUCCUGGGUACAGAAGUUGGUCAAACAUUGGGUGAAGACUCUCAGCAAUCGGACUUGAAGAGUCCCCUCUUCAAGUCCGAUUGCCGAGAGUCUUCACCCAACGUUUGACCAACGAGAGUCUUCACCCAACGUUUGACCAACGAGAGUCUUCACCCAACGUUUGACCAACGAGAGUCUUCACCCAACGUUUGACCAUCACAAUAGCAUGGAAUGGCUCUCAUGUCCCAAUACGUUAUCAGGAUGCUACCAGAUGACAGACUGGCCUGCAGUCAUCUAACCCAUGGUCCAAAAGCACUAGGUGGAGUACCCUUAGAAAGCGUUCUCCUACAGUUCACAGCUUUUUAUCUUUCCCAGUGUGGGAUGUUCAUUUUAAUGUCAUGGCGUCACUUUUCCCAAUAAAGUUAGUGAAAGAUCUGUGGCCUGGGCCUUAGUGGCAUCGUA
This is a messenger RNA of Hemicordylus capensis (graceful crag lizard), 3052 nucleotides long. RefSeq names its product solute carrier family 18 member A1 (gene SLC18A1). The coding region runs from base 185 to 1756 and encodes 523 amino acids. The record is from RefSeq and is a predicted model, not a curated record. The transcript is spliced from 16 exons. Gene Ontology annotation, molecular function: serotonin:sodium:chloride symporter activity; xenobiotic transmembrane transporter activity. Gene Ontology annotation, biological process: aminergic neurotransmitter loading into synaptic vesicle; transmembrane transport; xenobiotic transport. Gene Ontology annotation, cellular component: synaptic vesicle membrane; terminal bouton. Lineage: Eukaryota; Metazoa; Chordata; Lepidosauria; Squamata; Cordylidae.